This is a messenger RNA of Sinocyclocheilus anshuiensis, 3209 nucleotides long. RefSeq names its product myotubularin-related protein 1-like. Gene Ontology annotation, molecular function: phosphatidylinositol-3-phosphate phosphatase activity; phosphatidylinositol-3,5-bisphosphate 3-phosphatase activity. Gene Ontology annotation, biological process: phosphatidylinositol dephosphorylation. Gene Ontology annotation, cellular component: cytoplasm; membrane. The record is from RefSeq and is a predicted model, not a curated record. The transcript has 18 exons. The coding region runs from base 323 to 2419 and encodes 698 amino acids. NCBI's taxonomy places the organism in Eukaryota, Metazoa, Chordata, Actinopteri, Cypriniformes, Cyprinidae.
UGUUUAAACGUAAUUUCUGGUGGGAAAAAAUACGUAUGCAUACACACAAUAUAUGGCUGCCGAUAUGUUAGUGAGCUAAAUAUGGGUUUGACAGCAGGGGGAAGAUUUCGUCAUGGCUGCCUCCUCGACAUAAAUAAAGAGAAACGCUAUUUGUCAGCGGCGGCAGCAGCAGAGCAGGAAGCAGUGAGGCGACCGCAGAGCAGACUGCUGCACGCGAACAGCCAAAGAAAGAUGACUUCCUAAACACAGAGAUUCCGCUAGCAGACUAGAGGAAGCUAAAAGACAUUCACAUCUUACACGACGGAGCUCGGGACGGUGAGAAAUGGAGAAACGGCAGCAUUCGUCGGGUUCAGAGAGUCCGGUGCUGCCGCCUGUCCCGCGUAAACCGAGGAACCUCGGAGGAGCAAUCCCUGCACCUCGACAAGACAGCGUGGAUUCAUUAGACAGUCCUACUGGAUCUCAUGUGGAGUGGUGUAAACAGCUGAUAGCGGCCACUAUCUCCAGCCAGAUCUCUGGUGGUGUCCCUCCAGAAGCCAUUACCCAUGAAUGCAAGGCUGGGAAGAAGAUAGAUUUCAAGGUAUCCAGGAGGCCAAACUUGAGGUCUCAGGACUCUGGUGAAGAUGGCUGUCAGUUUGACAGUGACUAUGAACUGCCAUCUCACACUACGCAGGUUUUCAAGGAUGUACGAAGGCAGGCGCCCAUGGAUGAAGUCCCACUGGUCCCUGGAGAGACAAUCAAAACCGCUGUUAAAGAUGUGAUGUAUAUCUGUCCUUUCACUGGAGCUGUGACCGGCACACUCACUGUCACAGACUACAAACUCUACUUUGUCAGUCUAGAACGGGACACACCGUUCAUAUUGGAUGUGAACCUGAGUGCCAUCAGCAGGUUGGAGACUAUCAGUGUGCAGAGUCUUGGGGAGAAUACUAGUGGCAUGGAGAUCAUCUGUAAGGAUAUGAGGAGUCCGAGGUUUGCUUAUAAAAAGGAAGAACAGAGUAACCUGGAGAUUUUGGAGGUGUUGACCAAGUAUGCCUUCCCCCUGUCCAAUGAGCUGUCCCUAUUCGCCUUCCAAUACAAAGAGCAGUUUCCAGAGGAUGGAUGGAAGGUUUAUGAUCCAGUGGCAGAAUAUAAAAGAAUGGGUUUGCCAAACGAGAGCUGGACCAUCAGUAAGAUCAACAGUAAUUAUGAAGUGUGUGACACUUACCCUGCUCUGCUCAUCACCCCAACCAGUAUUAAGGAGGAUGAGAUCAAACGAGUGGUCUCUUUCAGAGUAAAACAUCGCAUACCAGUCCUCUCAUGGAUCCACCCAGAAACUCAGGCCACUAUAGUUCGCUGUAGUCAGCCCAUGGUGGGCCCGACAGACCACCGGUGUAAGGAGGAUGAGCAUUACCUCCAGGCCAUCAUGGAUGCCAAUGCACAGUCCCAUAAACUCACCAUAUUUGAUGCUCGACAGAGCAUUGUGGCUGAUAAUCACAAGGCUAAGGAUGGAGGUUAUGAGAAUGAACAUUUCUAUCCUAACAUGGACCUGAAUUUCCUGGAGAUCCCAAACAUUCAUGUUAUGAGAGAGUCUCUGCGUAAGCUGAAGGAGGUGGUCUACCCUACCAUCAACGAUCCACACUGGCAUUCAGCCAUAGAUGCCACACACUGGCUGCAGUACAUAAGGCUUUUGCUUGUGGGUGCAGUGCGGAUUGCAGAUAAGGUUGAGUCGAGUAAGAGCUCUGUGGUGGUGCACUGCAGUGACGGCUGGGACCGCACAGCUCAGCUCACCUCUCUGGCAAUGCUGAUGCUGGAUUCACACUACAGGACACUCAGGGGCUUCCAGGUGCUGCUGGAGAAGGAAUGGAUCAGCUUCGGACACAAGUUUGCUGCGCGUGUUGGUCACGGAGAUGAAAAUCAUGCAAACUCUGAGCGCUCGCCUCUAUUUGUGCAGUUCAUAGACUGUGUUUGGCAAAUGAUGAGACAGUUUCCCACUGCCUUUGAGUUUAAUGAGCUCUUCCUCAUCACUAUCCUGGAUCACCUCUACAGCUGUCUGUUUGGUACAUUCCUUUACAACAGCGAACAGGAGCGAGUGGAAAAGGAAGUGAACAGUAAAACGGUGUCUUUGUGGUCCUACAUCAAUAGCCAGCCAGAGGACUUCACCAACCCCUUCUAUGUGGACUAUGAAAACCAUGUUCUGUACCCUCUGGCCAGUCUCAGACAUUUGGAGCUCUGGGUUGGAUACUACGUACGCUGGAACCCCCGCACGAGACCACAGAUGCCUGUGCACCAGAACCUGAAGGAGCUGCUGUAUCUUCGUGCAGAGCUACAGAGGAAGGUGGAGGAGUUACAGAAAGAAGCAUCUUCAUCACGUUCGAUCUCCUCUUCAUCAGAGCAUGCGUAUUCUCCUUCAAAUGGCGGUACACCUCUACACACCUCUGUGUAAAGUACAUGCAACACUCACAUUAGGGAAUUCAUCAUUAACAGAAUGUGUAGGUUACAGUAAACAUAGUAAUGUGAAGUCUAAGUCUAUUGGUCGUUUCUCACUGGAUAAUGCUUUGGGCAAGAUGUAGCUAUAGAGGCCCAGCACAUACACUUGUGAAAACUUGCAUGAACACCCAAAAAAAGGACAGUCUCCCACACAAUUCAGGUUCAUUUCGUUUGUGUGGAACUGCUCUUAUAGACUGAUAACCAUGAAAGCGUUUGAUCGUAAUUGAGUUUAUGAAAAAUAGGCCAGUAUUUUCACUUGCUUUUAACUUGACUUGUAAUUAUUGACACAAGUUUUAAUAAUUUAUUUGUAUGUAGUCAGUGUAAUAUGAGCAUCUUUUUCUAUUUCACAGCAUUUCUGUGCUUUUUCUGUAGUUUUUGUGUAAUAGUUUUUCUUUACUGCCUCAGCAUUGCCUGCCUUUGUGCCAAUACCAGACCAACCUUUUAACUUUUCACUCAAAAAAAUCUUACAUGAACAUCUUAUUCCUCUACCUAUCAGCUUGUGUUCAUAUUGUGUCUUGUGUUCAAGUUUUAAGUUUUAAAAAUACUUUAUUAGAUUUUACUAGAUUGUUUUUUUUUUUUUGUAAGGAAUGGAGUUUUGAAUUGCUAUUGCUUUUGCGAUACUGCCAAUUUGAAGCCACAUACUGUUUUUGUUUUUCUGUAGCACUUGUUAGUAUGAAAGUGGAAUUAGGUUUUAAUGUGCACAGCCUACUACUGCACUACUACUGUACUUUCAUGUACUACUGAAA